Colletotrichum truncatum is the source of this 810-nucleotide messenger RNA. The record is from RefSeq and is a predicted model, not a curated record. Lineage: Eukaryota; Fungi; Ascomycota; Sordariomycetes; Glomerellales; Glomerellaceae.
AUGAGAUGCCCGCCAAAACUACAACCUCGAAGUCCAGGCAAAAUACGUGACCCCGUGCAGCGCGACCUCACCCUUCUCGUUCCUCUCGACAGUAUCUCGACUCAAAAUCUCAUCAAACUUGUCCUUGAAAGCCUUGGCCUUUUCGCCCUCCAGCACGGCAACCUGACUCAGCGUACGAAUGCGGUUCCAGACCGCAUCGGGGGUGAGCCAGACGGUGAACGGCACCUUCUCCUCGCCGACGGGAACGCUAAAGAGCGGCAUUCUGCGCCCACCCUCGAGUACGAUGUUGGCGACAGCCUUCAGAGGGUUUGGAUCGAGCUGACGGUCAAAGAUGUCCUUCCAGACGAAGUCGCGAAAGCGGGGCUGCCCGUCGGACCCGAGGCUAAAGACGAGUUCGUUCAGAGACUGUUCCCAGGACGUGCUAGCAUGCCAAUGUUGCGGUUUGUUGUCUUCUUCAAUGUUCCAGAUCAAUCCCAGUACGGCUGUCGGCCUCAAUACGCGGUGAAUCUCCUUCAGAGCUUCCUCUUUCGCGAACCAGUGAAAAGCCUGCGAAUAAAAACGAGUCAGCCUUCCUUUUAUCCAACGCUCUCCAGUCUACCCGUUGGUACUAUGUCCUAUCUCUCCUGGUCCAGAGGUAACUGCAAAGAAAAGGGGGGGCAGCCAACCUGUCCAACAACACACGCGUCACCCCACUCUUCAUCCAAAGGGAUCUUGGCCGCGAAGCCAUCCUUGACUUGCGUGCCCUUCAACGACUUCCUCUCGAGCUCCGCGCGCAUCUCCUCAUGCGGCUCGAUAGCCACGAUGUCAUAA